Molecule: messenger RNA, 2993 nt
Organism: Paramuricea clavata
Lineage: Eukaryota; Metazoa; Cnidaria; Anthozoa; Malacalcyonacea; Plexauridae
Source: the annotation of a GenBank genome assembly
AUGGCGGAAAAUGGCCUUGAUACCAAUACGAAAGAACCGCCGAAAUCGUCCAAAAUUUCGAACGAUACUGAAAGUUUAGUGAAAGAUUUUGAGCAACUGUUGAAGAGCAGAAAAUUUUCUGAUGUUCUGUUCAUUGUUGGCACGAACGAACAAGAAUUUCGAGCUCACAGUUUGCUCCUAAAAGCAAGAUGUUUGAAAUUUCGGGAUGACAAAUGUUUGGAUACUCCUAUUUAUAAACAAAACUGGAGUUCGGAGGUUUUUGAGAAAGUACUUAAGUACAUUUACACAGGAAAGGUAUAAAUUUCAUUUGUAGUUGUGACACUGAAUUGUUCCAAAUUGAUACACGACUUAUUGUCCUUAUUGCAUUCAGUUAGUCAUUAUACUUUUGCAUGCUUCAUUGCUUUUAUAAAUCGUAAACAGUAGAAUAAGGCAAAAAAGUGAAAAACCGAAUAAAACACACUAUUUUGUAGCCUGAUUGAAGUGAGUACGAAAUCAAGCAUGACGGAUUGAUGCAUGCAUGCACGGUUCUUCAUACCUAAUUUUAGUGUGCAAUGAUAACCAAUUUGUGCAGUGAUAAAAAUGAAUGUGCAGUGAUAAAAUGUAAAAUGUACAGCAAUAAAAUUUGCUGUGAUAAAUUGUCAAUUUUAUGAAGAAAAUGAGGCAAUGAGCAGAAAUAUUAAUAAUCACUAGAAAGUAUUACUAAUCAAAACAUUUUUAACGAGAACAACUUGAAUGAAAUUGAAAUAAUGACUGCCAAUUUAUCGAACGUCAGCACUAAUAUUAUACUUAAUUAAGUUUCAUCAAAUGCUUUAUGAGCUUGGAUGUUGGUGUGAAUGAUCCUUAACUUUUUGUAAUUAUAUUAGUGUAUAAUCUUCAGGAUUCUAUAGAAUGUCCCCGCACAUUGAAAAAAGGGCCUUUGAGAGAGGCUAGAUUACAAAAUUUCUGUGGGUGCAUUCCCCUGGAACUCUUUUACAGUUUAUCACACCUAAGCCGCCUCGUAUUUGCCAAAACAAAAAUAUUUCGUUCCUGCAAGCAUAUGAUUAUCAAACUACGCUGUCAUAAAAAGUCGUAACAGCAAGUGCUGACAAGGCCGCCCAGAGAGAGGCAAGGGAGGGGGCAAAUUGAGCUAGACCCCAGUUAAAGGUGGCCCAGAAAAGAAUUACAUUGAAAUAUACAUAUAGGUAUAACUGCCAACAAACUUCCAGAAUGCAGGAUUUGGCCAUUUUUCGCACCUGAGAUUUCAAAAUUUUCCUUGGGAGAAUGCCCCCGGAUCCCCUCCAUCGUAGUCUUAGAAGAUGGAAUCACGAGGGGUCACAACUCAAUUUUUCCCCUGGGCCCCGGGCCCCCAAAUUUCCCUGGGGGGCGCUCUACAGUGCAUGUUGAUUUUGUGAUCAUUUUAUAUAUCAUUUGUAGCCUUCUUUUGGUUACACAUUACUAAAAAGUGUGCGUUCAGAAGUUUUGAGGGCGUAGCUUCUGCUCGGCUAAACUUUGCACAAAAAUGUGCAGUGAUAAAAAAUUCUUAAAAUUAGGUAUGCGGUUCUUAGUAAUGGUUCUAAUUUUUCAACUUCAAAAAGGACUUGAUUCUAAUCAAUAAUUUACACUGUCAAUAGACUCUACUGUUUACUAAAGCAUUAUUGCCCCAAUGGCAUGGUUAUUUCCUCAUAUUUCGUUCACUACAGGGUUAAGGAAUAGGAUAUGUUUUUGAUUGGGCUCAAUUUGACAAUUGGCUCAAGAUCAAAGCGAAGCAUAUAGUCUAAUAGUCGUGGGGAUUAACGUUCAUGCCAUGAUUUAGAACAGGAAGACAUGGGAAUCGGACUGAAUGAGGGCAUUGGGGCAAAAUUAUAAAUAUCUCAUAUGAAAUAUCUGUGGGAAAAAUGAGAUAUGACAGAUAUCUAUGGGUAAAAUGCAAUAAACAGUAAAGUCUAUUGCUUAUUUCCAAGCUUAUAGCUAUGAAUUUGAUAACAGGAGCGGAGAAUGUUUUUACAUGUUAACAAUCAUUGAAUAUGCUGCGUAACAGCUUCGUACCAGCAUUUAAAAUGUGCUUUCCUCUUUACCGUCUUCGGCUAAAAAAGUUUGUGUUUUUAUGAAAUUAUCGUUUUUGCAGAUUGAAUUAUCUUCAAAAAUUACGUUAGAGACCUUAAAAAUUGCUGUGGAGUUAAACAUAUCAAAGUUAAUAUCAAAAUGUCAAGAAAUUUUCCUGAAAGAAUUAUCGGUUGACAACUGUUGCGAGUUUUACAUGGAUGCAAUAAAUAUUUGCAACGACAGCAGUAUAGCCAGCGAGUUGGUUAAUACAUCGUGUCAAACAUUUAUUGAGGAGAAUGCUUCUGAUGUCGUUCACACAGAGGGAUUUCUUAAUCUUUCCAAAGAUGCCUUGACACAAUUGGUUUCAAGUGAUAAGGUAAGCCUCCCACAAACCCCCACUUUUCUUUAGGACCAAUUAUUUUAAUUCUUUCAAAACGGAGGAAAAACUGGGGAGGGGGUAACCUCUUAAUAUUCCGAGUAACCACGCCCGAUUAUAUCCCUCGGCCGAUUAUACCCCUCCCCCCAUUCUCGUACCCAGAGCCCUUCUUACGCGCGGUGCGACGAGGGGCUCUGGCCAUGCAAAUCAAUAUCUGAACAUAUCCGGGGAUUGUGAUGGUGAGGCGUCUGAAACUGAGUCGGGACUGGGUGAAUUAACAGUUGAUGUGGCUGAAGUGGAAAAUUACCUCAGAAAUUUAGACAUCACCAAAGCGAGUGGCCCUGACAAGAUACCAGCACGUCUACUAAAAGAAUGUGGUCGGCACAUUGCGCCUAGUAUCUGUGAAUUAUUUAACGUAUCCUUGCGUUUUGGACGACUUCCUGUAGAGUGGAAAUCAGCGAACGUGACACCAGUUCACAAGAAACAUCUGAAAGAACCAGCGGAGAACUACCGACCGAUAUCCCUCUUUUUUGCGCAUCAUUGCAAAACUAUUGGAACGUACGUUGCGUAUGUAGGCGACUAUACGAACACAUAA